Molecule: messenger RNA, 583 nt
Organism: Acomys russatus (golden spiny mouse)
Lineage: Eukaryota; Metazoa; Chordata; Mammalia; Rodentia; Muridae
Gene: Lypd2
Product: LY6/PLAUR domain containing 2
Exons: 3
Coding region: 98-481 (127 amino acids)
Molecular function (GO): acetylcholine receptor inhibitor activity
Source: RefSeq, a predicted model, not a curated record
UCCGGAAAUCUGAUCCCCCUCUAAUCUGCUCAGCCAACCGGUCAGACCACCACUGUAGGCAUUUCCCCACCAGCAGGCCAGAGUGAACACUGGAGCCAUGCAGGGGGCCUGGAUGGUGCUGUUCGCACUGGUGUUAGGCACCUUCGGGGAGCUUGCUAUGGCCAUACAGUGCUAUACCUGUCAGGAUCCUGUGACCGUGUCCAACUGUGUAACCACCACCACCUGCCACAUCAAUGAAACCAUGUGCAAGACCACGCUCUACUCCCGGGAGAUUGUGUUUCCCUUCCUGGGGGACUCCACGGUGACCAAGUCCUGCGCCAGCAAGUGUGAGCCUUCAGAUGUGGAUGGCAUUGGGCUAACCCGGCCAGUGUCCUGCUGCAACUCUGACCUAUGCAACGUGGACGGGGCAACCAGCCUGAGUAGUCUUGGUGGCCUGGUUCUUGCCCUGGCACUUACCUUUCUCUUGGAUCUUCUGCUGUAAAGCCAUGGCCGUCUUGCUCUGUCCCCUUGCCCCUGACAGCCCAGUUCCCUGAUGCCUUGAAGAAAUACCAUAGCCACCUGCAUCGGCCUCUUGAGUCUCCUU